Antechinus flavipes (yellow-footed antechinus) is the source of this 11409-nucleotide messenger RNA. It is a transcript of the gene STX4, whose product is annotated as syntaxin 4. NCBI's taxonomy places the organism in Eukaryota, Metazoa, Chordata, Mammalia, Dasyuromorphia, Dasyuridae. The transcript has 11 exons. Gene Ontology annotation, biological process: intracellular protein transport; exocytosis; vesicle fusion. The record is from RefSeq and is a predicted model, not a curated record. Gene Ontology annotation, molecular function: SNARE binding; SNAP receptor activity. Gene Ontology annotation, cellular component: SNARE complex; plasma membrane; endomembrane system. The coding region runs from base 1041 to 1934 and encodes 297 amino acids.
UUGGGGGUCAUUAACAUGUGUCACAAAUAGGGGCUGGGAAGGAGCUCUCCCUGAGCUGCAGGAAAUGGAUCUGACCAUCUCAGGACUCAGAUCCAGUAAGUGCUAGGGGACACGCUUCUUCCCCGGGAUUCUCCAGAGCUAAAAGAGUGGAGAUCUGGAAGAUCUCGGGGGCGGGACGGAAAGGAGGGGGGGACCGUACCCUGGUGGGAAGAGAAAGUCACGUGUUGUUGAUUUCCAGAUUUAGAACUUGGGCCUCCUCAAGGUUUGGGCUAAUCCAUUAGAUUGUCGGGAAUGGGGGGGGCGCCCUAUCUUCAUAAAGAUCAUGUCACCCUAAAUCUAACCAAGUUCCCUGAGUCCCCGCUAACAGGGAUGACCUACAAGGAGGCACAAAGGCUCAAGCAAAUCACGUGACCUGGGGUUUUAAGGGAAUGAGGAGACGGUCGGGUAGGGAUGAGGGGCCGCAUUAGGUCACUUAAGGUGGCGAGGCUGGAUGCCAUAGGGUGAUGUGAGCAGGGAGAAGACUGACGGGUGACGUUUAGAUGACGCAUAUUUAUCCUCUUCCCUCCCCCGCCUUGGAACUUCACGUCCGGUGAUGAGCCUCUUCCUCUUUGCUUCCGGUAGGGGCGAAGCAUCCUUGAGUCCUGGCAGUCUCACUUCCGUUCAGGUUGCAGCUGCAGCUUCCCGUUUCCGUUUUUCCUGAGGGCGAGGAGAGCACUUCUUCGUGCGCAUGCGCAGACUCCUCCACCGGAGGGGGAGGGGUUGGAGUUGUAGGAUUGGGAGGAGCAGGAGGGAAUUACAACCUGUGGAACGUUGAGGGGGUCCCAGUGGCCGGACUCUUCCUAUUGGCUACUGGAGGUGGAGGGGGGCGGAGCCUAGGGUAUUGGGUGCUUGUGAGGGGUCCCGGGGGUGGGUUGGGGAAGAGGGGGGUGGUGGAGGGGCCAGCAUUUCAUACUGGGAAUCUUGGAGGCCUUGGGGUUUGGAUCAUUCCGUAAGACCCCCACCAGGUGCGGGGGGGUGGCGUGGGAAAAAGUUGGGUCAGCAUGCGGGACCGGACCCACGAAUUGAGACAGGGAGAUGACAGCUCUGAUGAUGAGGAGACUGAGCGAGUGGCCCUGGUCGUGCAUCCGGGUACAGCCAAGUUGGGGAACCCCGACGAGGAAUUCUUCCAGAAGGUCCGGAGCAUCCGACAAACCAUUUCGAGAUUGGAGAACAAAGUCAAGGAAUUGGAGAAGCAGCAGAUCACCAUCCUCGCCACGCCUCUUCCUGAGGAGAGUAUGAAGCAAGAUCUCCAGAAUCUGAGGGAAGAGAUAAAACAAUUGGGGAAGGAGAUUCGGACUCAGCUGAAGGCCAUUGAUCCCCAGAAGGAGGAAGCAGAUGAAAACUGUAAUUCUGUCAACAUAAGGAUGAGAAAGACCCAGCAUGGAAUCUUAUCCCAACAAUUUGUUGAGCUCAUCAACAAGUGUAAUACAAUGCAGUCAGAAUACCGGGAAAAGAACGUAGAACGGAUCCAGAGGCAGCUAAAAAUCACCAAUGCUGGAAUGGUGUCAGAAGAAGAGCUGGAGCAGAUGCUGGAAAGUGGACAAAGUGAAGUGUUUGUGUCCAAUAUUCUGAAGGACACACAAAUGACACGACAAGCACUGAAUGAAAUCUCCACCCGACAUGGGGAAAUCCAGCAGCUUGAACGAAGCAUCCGGGAACUCCAUGAAAUCUUCACCUUUCUGGCCACUGAAGUGGAGAUGCAGGGGGAAAUGAUUGACAGGAUUGAGAAGAACAUUCUCAGUUCAGCAGAUUUUGUGGAACGAGGUCAGGAGCAUGUCAAGUCUGCACUGGAGAGUCAGAAGAAGGCCAGGAAGAAAAAGGUCGGGAUCGCUAUUUGUGUCGUUAUUGCUGUCCUCAUCCUUGCUUUAAUCAUUGGUCUCAGCAUAGGAACCUAAUAGCAACCUUCAUCAGCUGAGGCCAUUCCUGCCGCUGACCCUGGCCGUUCCUCGGGUGCCACCCGGCAUCAGCUGCGGAACGUGCUGGCCAUUGGCAAGCCCCGGAGCUCACCACGCGGACCAACUCCCUGGACCUGAGUUGGGAGCUGAACCCUAAAAGAGAGAGGACUGGGCUGCCGUCGUAGCCGAGCUGCGGUGGCACUGGGCCUGAGACCGAAGGGUAGGGGAGAACGGCCGAAACCGCUGCGGAGUCGGAGCCAGAAAACCACGCCCCUCCGCACUUCGAGUGCGGAGAUGGGGUGGGUGUGGCCAAAGUGGGACUGUAUGAGGAUUGGGUCCGGGAUCCGGAGGUGGGCGGAGCCUCGGUUGAGUUCCAUUCAGAAAAGAAAGCUAAGCGGGAAGCCGAGUGGGAAAGAUGUGUUGGGACUGAAGGGCCGGGCCGUGAUUGGCUAGAAGCGAGCAGAAGGCGGGAUCAGAGUUCAAAAGAUCGGGUUUUAGAGAAACCCUUUUGGGGGGCUUGAAAAGGCCGAGAGUAGCCCCAGGUUUUCAGUGCAAAUUCCUCUACCCAUUCUCAGCAGCCUGGGCUCGGCAGGACACCUCUAACUUUGUGCUACUUGAGAUUGCGUGUCCUGUAUACAGGUAGGUGAGGGGCACCCAUCCUGGGUCUCUUGGGCGAGAACUAGCUGCAGGGAAAGGGACAUUUAGCUCUCUCGAGGUUUGUGGGGUGGUUUAGGAAAAGAGACACUUGGAUCGCCGAGUAGGGAGUUGGGUGGAGCUGGUUGAGGCUGAAAAGGCUUCGGAACAAUCAACAUACAUUUAUUAAAUACCUGUUAUUGGCCAAACACGGUCCUAAGCCCGAAACAGGAUCUCUUCUCUCUCCCCACCUUAUCCCCUCGAGGAGGGAGCCCAAGUCCAGCAGUUCGGAUCCGCACCGAUAAAGAAAAUAGGUUUAGUCCCUAGGAGGUAGAGGACAAGAUGUGUACACGAGACCUGCUGGAGUAAAGGGGUUUCGAGAGCAGGGCAGCUGAGCUUUGGAACUUUUCUUCUUCCUCCAGCAACUACUUCCUUUUUUUUUUUUUUUAAUUUAAAUUUUAUUUUAUUUAAUAAUAACUUUGUAUUGACAGAAUCCAUGCCAGGGUAAUUUUUUACAACAUUAUCCCUUGCACUCGUUUAUGUUUCGUUUUUUCCCCUCCCUCCCUCUACCCCCCCCCAAGAUGGCAAGCAGUCCUAUAUAUGUUAAAUAUGUUGCAGUAUAUCCUAGAUACAAUACAUAUUUGCAGAACCGAACAGUUCUCCUGCAGCAACUACUUCCAAUGCGUUAUUGUAUACUCCAUCACCUUGGUCCAGGCUUUUUCCUCUCUUCCUAUGAAUUACAUCAAGGGCACCUACUGGGUUUGAUCCAGGCCUCUGGGACUAUGUCACCCGCCUGCUAUUUGGUGGCCCGCCUGGCAUUUGUCACUGCACUGCACCUCUGCUUGGCUAUGCUGAAUGGAGUCACACCUCACACACUAUGCAUUUCAUUUUCUUUGGAGGGCUUGGAGGGCUGGUGGGUAGUUCAGCUCUGCCCCCUGCAGCUCCCAUCUUCUACUGGUUUCUGAGAUUCCCCACUAAGGGGCACACCUUGAGAACCAGAGGAGGUGAUAAGGGAGAGGCAACUAUGGCAUUGUGGACACAUUCCUUUACUUCAGCAGUCAGUGCAGCCUCUGAACUCUGUCAGGCUUGGUUCUCUCCAUGCGGGCCCACUUUACUCUGCUGAGUAAAGAUCCUCAAAGAUCCAGGGAGGGAAGCGCUGCACCAAGCCCUAGAAUUUGUGUCUGGGGAAAGAAAAAAUGGCUUCUUUGGAAACUUCCUGGCCUGGUGUCUGAGGGAUGAGAAAUGAGCAUGUUCAGGUGGCUGCCCUGAGACAUGGGACACGGAAAUCUGAGGGGGCUUAAGGAACAGGGGGGAGGCAGAGGAGCACUCAUCUUGAGGAGUAUCUUGCAGUGUCACUGAGGCCCCUGUGCUUGUGACUCUUGAGACCCUGAAGAAAUCCAUUAUCAUGAUACUAGACCAUAACUCUCCUACCUGGCACCAUACUUGUGACUUUGAUCACAUUAGUCUGGGUCAGAGUGUGAAAACCCAGUUGCAUUUGAAGGUAUGAAACCAGGACUUCUUCACUGGUAAUGAUGACCUAGAUAGUGGUAGCUAUGAUUUGGACACCAAAGAAAGCCACUAGAUUGGCUGUCUGUCGGCCCAGAGUUGAUUAGAACAUAACUGCUUGCUGACUUGUGGGCCCUACAUGGUGGGAAAGAGUAGCUUGCCCUUCUCUGCUUUAAACCCUGUACUUUUAUGUUGUAUCCCACUCUGUACUCCAAAGGCAUAGCAAUUACUUUUGGAUUAUUGGUUGCUUUGUAUUACUUGUAUUUCUUCUCUAGUCUUUUGGUGUAAAUCCUUGAAAAUAAUGACUGUGGUAAUAAUUUACAUAGCACAUAAAGCAUUUUGCAAACUUUUAAGUACAUUAUUUCAUUUGAACUUUAAAGCAAUCUUCUGAAGUAGGUACUAGGUGACCCAAUGGAUAGAGCAGUGGAUUUAAAAGUCAAGAAGACCUCCGUUUGAAUCCUACCUCAAGUAAUUUAACCUCUCUCAGCCUAAGUUCCUCAUCUGUAAUGGAGAUAAUAAUAGCACCAACCUGCCAGGGUCAUCUUGAGAAUCAAAUGAGAUUCUAUUUAUAGAAUUCUUUGUAAGCUUUAAGGCCAUAUAUGAAUGCUAGCUAUUAUCAUUAAUAUAAUUUUUGUUGUCUCCAUUUUACAGAUGAAGAAACUAAGUCUGAGUAGUCAGGUGAUUAUCCAUAUUUACAAAUUUCAGAGUUGACAUUUGAAGCCACUUCUUCUUGACUUUGAUAAAACUUCACAUGCCAAUAUGAAACUAAACUCAUUUCUAUAAAUAAAUCUUGUGCUUUUCAACAAGCAUUUUUUACUGCAUGCAGAACUCUGAAAAGUGAUAAGGCGAUGCAUAGAAUGGACAUUAGUCAGUUUCUGCCUUCUCAUCCAGUUUAGUUCAAUAAGGAUGGGAUAUGACUCAUAUCUGAAAAUUGAUCAUUCACAAUGAUAAUACCACUCUGCAAUAUAGAUCUGGUGAGAGAGCUAGAACUAUAAUAUCCAUAAUGAGUUUUAGAUUGGGUAUAAAAUGACCCUGAAAAAAAAAAAAAAAACACCAGAAUUGAUGGUCAACUGGAUUGAAAAGCAUUGUAGGUGGGAGCAGAUCCUAUAGAAAGGAGCAAGAUGACAUCAGUCAAAACAUCCACAGCUAUUCUGUACUUUCUGGUCACAUCACUAUAUUCUUCAAAUAUGUGCCUCUUAACACAUGAUUUAGUGACGUGGACCCCAUGUGAAUCACCCACACAUAAUUUUUUAAAGAUCCACCCUUUCCACUAAGUGUAUAUAUUUGUGGAAGAACAAAUUCAAGGCUUAGCAGAGAGACAUGUUAUAUUAUUACUUUGUUUUCAUUGCUAUUCUUGUAAAGGAGAAGCAGCUUUAGAAGCAAGGCCUUCAAGUCAGAAAAUUCACAUUCUAUCACUAACACAUACUAACUAGUUCUAUGAUCCAAAGCAAGCUAUUUCAAAGUGCCUCCAUGAAACUCUAACAUAAUGAAGUUACUAAUCUACGUUGGUAGAGGAAGUUUUCUUACUGGGAGUUUCCUGAAACGAUAAGAUCAUGGAUCUGGUCCAUAAUAAAAUUUUUAAUAUACUAUAAUAUGUUCUCUGCAGCUAGGUGACUCAGUAGAUAGAGAGCUGGGCCUAGAGUUAGGAAGACUCGGCCUUAGACACUUACUAGCUGUGUAACUCCAAGCAAGUCACUUAACCUGUUUGCUACUGAGAAGGAAAUAGCAAAUCACUCCAAUAUAUUUGCCAAGAAACCCCUAUGAACAAUGUGGUUCACAAAGUCACAGAGUUGGACUGGACUGAACAACACUGUGAGGUCAUAGGAGGUCAUUAAAGACUGGAUUGAACAAGGAAGGUUUUAUGGAGCAAUUGACAUUCUAAGCAGAGCUUUAAAGUCUGAAUAGGUAUUACUCAAUAUGCAGCGUUGAGGGAGAGCUCUGUUGGUAAAGAGAAUAACAGACUAAUAUGGGAAGGGGGUAUAUUCAGAGGAAGAUAAUCAAGAAAUUGGUAUCUUUGAAGCCAAAGGGAGAGAGAGAAUCCCGCAGGAGAAAGAAAUUAACAGUGUUACAUGUUAUAGAAAGAUCAAGGAUAAGAAAGACUAAAAGAAAAAAGACUUUUGGAUUUGGUGAUUAGUAAGUCAUUGCUAACCUUUGAGAGAACGAGCAGUUGCAGUAAAAUAGCAGGGGUGGGAACCAGACUUCGGGAAGUUGAGGUGAGUGGGUGCAUGUGAGGAAACACGAGAAGCCAGCCAAGGAUAUAUAAGGAGCAAUUAGAGACACUAUACCCCUAUUAAAGCAACCCAAGAUGGAAUAAGUUUUUGUGAUUGCCACAUCACAAAGCUGACUCAUCUUGAGCUCACCAUCCACUACAGCCAUGCAUACAUACAUAGUUUCCUACUCUUGUAUUCCCAUUAUCCCAUGUCUGGCAUUGUUAGAUAUGACAUUUAAUUCAAUUUGACAAGCAUUUAUUAAGUGCCUGCUGUGUGCAAGGCAGUGUGGUAAGGUGCUGAAGAUACAGAGACAAGGUGUUUAAUUCUAUAAAUGGUUAUGAUAUUCAUACACAUAACUGAAGGCCCCAAGAAACUGAGGAGAGACAAUACUAAAGACUAAGAAAGGCUCAUCCUAGAAACUGGUAUCUGAGUUGAGCUUUAAAGGAACAAAUGGCUUCUAAAAUGUGGGCAUGAGGAAACAGUGCCUUCCAGGAAGGGGGGGACAAAGUGCAAAGGUAAUGAAUUAGGACAUAGGAUGGUGAACUUGGGGAAAUAUUGAGAAGGCCAGUUUGGCUGGAGUGUAGCAUUUGUGAAAGAGAAUAAUAUGAAAUAAGCCUGGAAAGAUAAGCUGAAACCAGAUUGUGAAAGACUUUUAUAAAUGCAGAGAUGAAUUUGUGAUUAAUUUUGGAAUCCACAGAGAGCCACCAAAAAUCGAGUUAGGUAAUGAUAAGGUCAGACCUGUGCUUUAGGAAGAUAUUUUGGUAACUGUGUGGACAGUAGAUUGGAAAGGUGGAUUAGAAGCAAGUAGAACAAUUAGGAGACUAAAUGCAAUAGCCCAGGUAACAUGUGAUGCUGGUCCUUGACUUAAAGUGCUAGCCAUAUGAAUAGAGGUCCUUAAUUAGACUAUAAACUCUUUGUGACAGGGAUCAUGUCUUAUUUUUCUGCCAUCCUAAAGUGCCUUUGUACACAGUAAAUGAGUGGUAGGGGCUCUUGGGGAUAUACAUUUAGAGGAAUUAUAAUAACAUUUCUAAAGGAUUUUAAGGUUUACAAAAUGCUUUUCUUAUAAUAUGAGUAGCACAAGUAUUCUUUUUUUCAGCUUCCCUCUUGCACAUCCAUUUUAAAGAUGAGGGAACUGAGGCUUUGGCAGGUUGCAUGACUUGCCCAUUGUUCACACAGCUAGCUGGAAUCCCCAAACAGUUCUACUCACUAUAGGUCUAUCACUCUUUUUACUCCACUACCCUGCCUCUGAAGAGGAAAGCAUCUGCUUUCUCUCCCAAAGUAGGUUAGAGUAAGCUGAGGAUGGCAAGAGAACAAUUCCAGAGCAAUAAAUAGAUCAACAAGCACUGGAUACUGAGAGGCAGAAUGUACAUGAACACUGAGGGAAUUCAGAGUAAGAGAGGCUCAGCAUGGGCUAGAAUUAGGAGAGGUUUCCUGCAGUCACUGCACUUUGUGCUGGAUCUUGAAGAAUGGGCAAGAUUUAUAUAGGUCAAGAGGAGGAGGGAAGGCAUUGUAGAUAAAAGGAGCAUCCUGAUCAAAAGUGUGUGUGUGUGUGUGUGUGUGUGUGUGUGGUCAGCCAAUGAGAAAAUUAGCUUGACUGAAAUGGCAGGUUUACAUCAUGAAAAAGAGAGAUGAAUGGAUUUGGGAGUGAGAAAGGAAGCUUAGCUAGCAGGAGGCAAAAAGAGAUGAGAGAGAAUAAUACAAAGAAAUCAUGAAGUGAAAGCAAGAACUAAACUCCACUUCUAUCUUAAAUUCAGUAAACAUCUAUUAAGCACUUAUAGGGAUGGGAAUACAAAAAUUAGAAAAUUAUAUAAUACAGUCUUUGCCUUCAAAGAGGUUACAGUGGUGGGCAGAGGUGGAGGAAUACAACAUAUAUACAGAUUAAGUAUGACCAUAAGGAAGAAUGCGAGUGUCAAAAAAAAAAAAAGAGAGAGAGAGAGAAAGAUAAGAUAUACAGUUAAAGUACUAUAAAAUGAUAUAAGAACAAGAUAACUUACAUCCUAAGCAUGGGUUGGAAUCAGAGAAAACUUCCUGGUAGAGGUGACACAAGAGGAAACUUAAAAGAAAAAAAAAAAGGCUUUCAUCAGGUGGAAAUUGAAUGGGAGUAUAUUCUAGUUAAAAAUAAUAGACAGGGUAAAUGUAAGGAAGGUGAAGGGAGCAGACCAUAUUUUGGGAACCAGCCAUUUUGUGAUAUACUUUUUCAAGUAUUCCUAAAUAAUUUAAUUCCUAAAUAAUGUAAACUCAAUGAAAUCACUGAACUUCAAAAAUUGUCUUUUCUUCUGCUCUGGUAUAGGACUGAUAUCCAAGUGACCAGAAAGGGACCUGUGUAUCCUGUAGAAUAGAAUCUUUCCUCAAAAAAGCAAUCAUGAAACUCAUUAUAGCCCAAAGACAUACUUUUCUCAAGUACAUUUUAAACUUCCAUUAGGGUUUAUUAAAUACUUAAUCUGUGCAAAGUCAAUUACUAGUACCAGCCCCAAACCUACCUGUAUAAUAUAUCCUGACAGAGACAUUAUGACCUUUUUUUCCAUCUGGGAUGAGAAUAUUUUGGAGGCACAAGAAAUAGUAACAGUACAAAGGAGAGUCUGACUGUGGAUACAGUUAUGCAAGGGAAAUUACCAGUGUAGUCUUUGUGCCAGCAAUGUUGGGAGGGGAGGCUAGGUGAUUUGGGGGCACUGAGUCUGAUAGGAAAUACUAAAGUGUGCCAUUAGGAGGAUGUUAGCUAUCAAGGAAAAGAAGGACCUUGUCCCUGGAUUGUGGAGCAUCCUCUAAUGCUCUUAUUAACAAAAGAGUAGGAGAUGGAGAUGCAGGGAUGGUGGCUGCCAAGAGAAAUCAUGGCUUCUUGAAGAGGAAGUAAGUACUGCUGGAAAUGGGUGACCUGGUAUCCUGGGGCAAAGUGCCCUUAACCACAUAAAAGUUAAAGUUCUGCAUCAUGAACAAUUGGAAAAUUCAUAUAUGGCAUCUUGUUCUGAAGCCACCCAAUAAAGAUAGCUAAACCCCAAAUUACUUAUACAACAAACGCUUAUUAUAACACUUGUGCUUAGGACAAUGAAAGCCUUAUCAUAAUAUUGUUGUUCAGGCCCAGGAUGACCCCAUUAUAAAUCAAGAGUAGGAUAACCCUUUGUCAUAAUGCUGGUGUUAGGAGCUGAAGAUUACCCCCUUAUGGACUUUCUGGAUAUUGACAGGUAAAGGGAAGCCAGUCUGAGGUUUUUUGAAUGGCUAAUCACUAAACUCCUUUUGAUGAUAAUACCUUAUUUCUAUCAAAUGAAAUUUCAAAAAAAAGAAAAAAAAAGAAAAAGAUUUGAAUCAGAUAAACUCUCAAGGCCCUUCUAUCCCUAAAUUCCAUGCUUUUCUUUCUUUUUCUUUCUUUCUUUCUUUCUCUUUUGUUGUUUAGAGUUGCUUCCUUCCCAGACCUAGCUGAAUCUGAAAGAUCUGGCUAUCAGCCACUCCUCUUCUCUUUGAGCUAACUACAAUAAAGUUAGGCUAAAUUUGCUACAUGAACUUAUGUGAGCAAUUUCUUCCUUUCUGAACAUAAUUUCCCCAGCAUGAACAUGAAGAAACUUCAAUAGUUGAUGUGCUAGAUAGACUCUCUUCUAGCUCUGACAAAUUUAGAUGUGAAAGGAAAUUAUGAUUUUCAUUCAUAUUAAAUGAUAUGACAUGUAUAAGGAAUUUAGAUUUCUUAGAGCUGCCUUUUCUAGCUUAGGAAUCAGAAAUUCACAAUACAACUUAAAAUUACCAAUCAUUCUGACAAUAGCUAUGUUCUUGUGCUGUACUGUAUCUGUAUAAUAAGUGAAGUGAAUCAGGACUACAGAAAAUUGUUCCUUUCACAGAACUCUAGUUCUGUGACCUAGGAAGGGAAUGAUCGUGAUUCUCAAGAUUUGAAACAAUCUAAGAAUUGUUAUAUUAUCUUCUACUCAUGAGCUUGUUGUGGGAAUGAAUGUAUUGUAAUCCUUCUCCUCCCUCUCUUACCACUUAUGAUUUUUGUUUGAAAUCUCUAACUUUAUGCUCUAACUUUCAGAUCAGGGGCUUCUGCCCAGGAAAGUUUCCAGUUUACAAAUCAAAUUCCUCACUCUGAAAGUGAUUGAUUAAACAGCUACUUGAUCUCUAAAACCCUGUCUCUAGGCCUGCUUUGUAUAGAUCUAGUUAUUCAUUUUAGAGACUGAAAGGGCAAAGUUCUGUUAACAGAUUUCAUCACUCUAUCCCUUUUCUAAGUAAUGUGCCCCAAUAUGAUAGCAGUGACCUCAGCCUUAUAAAGAGAGAAAGCAGGCUGUUUUAGUAACUGAGCCCUGACAUUGAUAUCUAAAGAGCUCUCCUAUAAUCUUAACAUACUACAUGAAACUAGGAAAGGUUCCUAAGAGAGUACAGGGAAAAUCAAGGUAGGCUCAGGCUUUAGGUCAGGGAAGCAAAAAUAUUGGGGCUAUAGGAUCACAGAUUUAGCAUUCCAAGAUCAUCUAGUUCAAUUACUUCAUUUUUUCAGGUAGGGACACUGAGACUCAGGGAGGUAAAGCUUGCUCAAAUUAGUACUAAGUUGCAUCUCUUCUGACAAUAAAUUUAGUUUAUUUUCACUAUAGUUUCACGUGUUCUCUGCGUAUGUCUCUGUUGCUGCUCUUGGAUGUUGGUAGAAGUUUCCUGGUGUGGGGAAUAGAGAGAUAAGGUGAAGAACUUACAGGAAUGAAUUCUUUUUCUGUAUUUUAUUUUCAUUAUUUCUGUGUUUCCCCUUUGAUCUGUAUUUUAUGUGCAGACUCAUAUUUACUUGAGCCUUGGCCAGCUAGAAACAUAUUUACUUAACCUGAGCUGAUGACAUUUAUUGGUAUUUGACCUCUAUCUAUAUUUAGUCUAUUAGCUGGACCACUAUCUGCUUGAUUAAGCCUGAAGGCCUGAUUUUCUGUUUCCUAGAAAUCUGGAGAUUUCCCUGAAACCUUCCAUUCUAAUCUCUCCAAAUAACAACCACCAAUUAGAUGCCUCCCCCUUCCCUUCUCAGUGCUCUCUUACUUGUGAUGUAAUUUCUUGUAUAAAAGCUAUGUAUCUUUACUACUUCUUUAGCCCUUCUACCGGGAGCUUUCUCUUUCUUAUCUCCUGAGGGGAUGGCUCAUCCUCCGGAGGUUUUCAAUAAACAACUUUUCUGCCUUCUA